GGGCUUCCAAGCAGCAGAACGCGGCGGGGGGCGCCGCCAUGAUCAAUGGGAAGAGGAUCUUCAACAAAUGGAAGCACUUGCCGCCGAAACAGUACCUGAGCUGCGAGAAGACGACCCACGAGCUCGACAGGGGCGCCGUGAACGAGCCAGCGUUCUGGGCGUGCACCAAGAGGAGCCGUGACAAAUCAUCGGCUGGUGGCUACAGGUUGUGCGGCAACGAAUGCUACCCGUGCUCGGACGUGCGGAGGGGCAACUUUGAUGGCGUCUCCCAGGCCGAACUGAACGAGAAGAAGAGUCAGAACGCCGACCUGGAAGUCAAGUGGGUUGAGUUGCGGAAGCGCAAUGUCGGUGGCCUCGAGAAGCGCGCGAAGGGCGACAAGGAGAAGGUCGACUUGUCGAAGUACACGCGCAAGGUUACCGAUGUCAAGAGCAAGUUCGAUCAGCACUACGUUGAAGGCAGCUGGAUUCCUUUAUGGGAAUUCGUGGUGGACCACAAGCUCCCGUUCAAGAAGGGCGUCAACUCGGUGGGCGAAGUCGCGCGGCACAUCGAGGCGAAGCAUUCGCACUACCGUGUUGCCGAGGAUGACGAUGGAGAGAUUGGCGUUGAGGUCCCUGACGAGCACAAGGGCGUGAAACGCUUUAGGCGCGGUUGCAAGACGUCGGCGGAGCAGCGCAAGUCCAGGGUUCAUAAUGACGAGGCCAGCAUGAAGGACCACCACGAGGCUGCAGCGAGGGCUGUGCAGCCGUCCACGCCGCGCACCGAGUGCACCGGCGGCUUGCGGAGCUUGGCGCAGAGGCGGCUCGACGACGGCUCCGACGCUGCAUCCAUUGCGACGGGCGUCGCUGAAGCCGACCAGCCGCGGGGCAAGAUGCGAGGCAGUUUCGACGCUGAGCGCAGCAGCGCGGCAGGCGGCACCGAGCGGGAGGGCGACGACGAGGCCUCGCUGAUCCAGGUUGCAGGCGAGCUGACGACCGCCUACAUUGACGACUUCAACCUGGCCGAGCACUGGAACCAGCGCCCUACUAAACGAGCUUUCCAGACCGUCAUAGGCAGGCUACAGACCAUGGCGCGGAGGUGCGGCGCUCUGAUACCUUCCGACAAGUGCCAGAACUUAUCGCUGCAGCUGUCGGAUCGUGCCGACUUCUUGCAGACCCGUCAUCGCGUUCUGGACGGUCUUCGAGGCGACUUCGCUGACUUAGUCUUUGGCAAGCUUGUCGGGUGCGAGUUUUCCGUCAUUGAGAUGGUGUUCAAAGACGCAGGUGACGAUCUCAUAAUCAACAUCUUCACGUCGACAAUGCAGCAAGUGGCAGAUAAGUCCAUUGGGACGCGGGAACAGCACUCUCUUAACCUGAACGCGUUCCUGAAGUCCAUCCAGUGCAAGAAGAGCGUGCCCACCGAGACCGUGGGCUUCAAUCUGGUUGGGUUUUGUCCAGGUGUUGAGAAGGCGCAGCGGACGCUGACGCUGGUAUUCCUCGAGAAACUUUGGCGCCAGCCAGACGAGUCCACCAACAUCCACGUUGCCAAGGUAAUCGACGUGAUCCUUGGGACAGACUUGCCUCGCAACUUUGAUGGCCUCAAGUCACGCGAGUCAGAUGGGCUCGUGGGGGAAAAGUGGUGUUGGCAAGUCGCCGUGGACAUUGCGUUCACAAUUGCCGCUGCACGUGUGCUGGAAUUGCUUGGAGGUUCCAACGUAUUCGGCCCAGGAAUCAAGGCCGCGAACGUCAGCAUUGUUGAUAAUCAGGCGAUGGUCUCGGCCAGGGUCAGGGCUUUGGUGCGGGUGCCAGGUCAGCACGGCAACCGCUUGAGGCGAGCCUGGGACGUCAUGGAGCAACACCACGAGGACAGUCAGUGCGCUGGCAAUGAGUGCGCCGACGCCGACGCCGUGACGCGCUUGAGGAAGACCGUGCAGGACGUGCUAGACUCCAUUAAGGAAGAGUCUAACGUCGAUUGGGCCAACGGCAUCAACACGUGGCUGGACGCUGCAGAUGACCAGCGCCUCUCGAACGAUAUUUGCUCGUUUGGCAACUUGUCGCAUGCGAGCGCGCGGACAGAUAGUCAGCCCCCUCCAGAUAUGAUACAGGACGUGGACCAGGGCAACGAGAUGGUGAAUUGCAUUCUGACUCUUGCGGACCAUUGUCUGCGCCAUUCCGACCAGCUCAACGUUAUCAUGGGUGACAUCGCGAAUCCUUGCGAACGUCAGCAAGCGCCCGAAGCCGCACCUGAUGAUCCUCACGGCACCGUGUGCGACCAAGGCAUCGCGAUGUUCGAAUGGCUGAAGAUGGCGAUGGGCGUCCUCACGCACUACGACACGUCGGCGGACUCGACGGUCAUCCAGGCGAAGGCCAUCACGGACAUUCUCGCGACGGCCAUUGGCCUCGAGGACACUCCUGUGAAUACCGCAGACGACGCCAAGCAGUUCAUGCACUCGUGGAGCGACGCAUGCGUCCGUUUCCGCCGCGCGCGGAAGGCCGCCGAUGUGUUCAUGGACGCGGGCAAGGAGAUCAAUUUGUUCGUGAAUAAGGUCAUCGCCAGCGACGCCAUCAGUCGAGGUUUCGCGAUGACGGUCAGCGACUUCAUCGGGGACCCAGCCUCACCACUUGCCCUUGCUAUUCUGCAGGAGUAA
Prorocentrum cordatum is the source of this 2624-nucleotide messenger RNA. NCBI's taxonomy places the organism in Eukaryota, Dinophyceae, Prorocentrales, Prorocentraceae. The record is from the annotation of a GenBank genome assembly.